This is a messenger RNA of Geodia barretti, 3587 nucleotides long. The record is from the annotation of a GenBank genome assembly. Lineage: Eukaryota; Metazoa; Porifera; Demospongiae; Tetractinellida; Geodiidae.
AUGCAGUACCUCAAGUCCAAUGAGAAAGUUCCGGAAGAGGCAGACCGCAUGCAUGUCAGAGACAACCUCAAGGCCGUACAGGUUCGCAGGUACUGUGUGAGUCAGGUGGACAUCACUGGCCACACUCUCACUGACUACAAGUACAAAGACAUCGAGUACAUGGCAAAGGUUGCAGAUCAUCCGGGAGCCUUUGUUGUGGCUGCUGGCGGAUUUGGACGACUGGUGAAGUUCAAAGUUCAGAAACACACUCCUAGAUACCUGGAGCCGGCUCCGAGGAUCCUGGCCCUCUCAGAGAACUGUAUAAUAGAGAGAGACCCCUCCACUUACAUUGUCGUUACCAUACGACCACUCAGUGAGGUGUUUGCUCUGAUUCGCUACACCAAUGAUCCCCAGAGGUUCAGCAUUGAAGAUGCCCUGCUGUGCAGUAUCCUGGAUGGAGUGAGGGCCAGUGGGAACAGAGACAUCUGUAUAUUUUCAGAGAACAAGGAGAAGCUCAUCAACGGAUCCCUCACCGCACUGCUGAUGAAGGAAGGAGACCAGAGUUCCCUCCCAAAUGACAGACUAGAAGAACAGUUCCAUGCCCUCAGGAGACUAGUGGCCUCCAAGGCUGGCUACGGGGCCUUCACCUCCCUCACCAAGAAGGACGACGGGAUCAGCCAUGCCUGUGUGGACUUCCUGUGUGCCCUCAUGCAGCCCAUGCACGACAACUACGACCUGAGACAGGAGCAGAUGAACAAGUCCUCUCUCCUCUCCAGCAAACCGUUCCUGGAGAUGGUGCUGGAACCUCUCAAGACACACGUGCACCCUUCGCUGGCCAUCGUGAAGGCGGCUGGACUUAUCAUGAAGGCCAUCAUUGAGGAGGGGACGCCGGAGAUGGCGAAGAAGAUGCAGGACCUGGCACUGGCAGAGGGAGCUCUCCCGCGGCACCUCCACACCUCCCUCUUCACCGCUUCCAGUGACAACAGACUCCUCACUCACAGUCCUACAAUCAGACCACUUGUUUCAAUAUUCAUGAUCUCACUAGAAUCUCCAAAUAAGAAGAUCCAGGACCAGGUCACCUGUGGGAUAUGUCUGGAGCCCUACAAACAGCCGAGGCUGCUCAAGUGUUUCCACGUGUAUUGCGAGCAGUGCCUGCAACGUCUGCGCUGCAAAGAAAUUCAUCAAGAUUGGUAUGAAUUGAAAACCCACGAAUUUAUCGACCUAGACACCUUGACUGGAGAUCUCGUUCCUCCUCUCAAGAAGACUCUCUUUUGUGCCACUCAUCCGUCAAAGAAGGCAAAGCUCUAUUGCGAGACGUGUGACGAGUUGAUAUGUCGAGACUGCACCGUUCGUGUUCAUCGCGACCACCAGUACGAUCUGGUGCCCGAGUCGUUUGCCAAGCAAGAGAAAGUGAUCGUGGACUCUAUCAAGGCAGUGGAAGAACAGAUUGCUACUCUAGAAAGAGCCGUUGAGUCGGUUGACACGCAAUGUGCUGCAGUCGUAGAACAGAAGACUGCUGUGGUGGCAGAUAUCCGGACUGCCAUGGCACACCUGCGACAAGCUCUAGAAGCGAGGGAGACAGAGCUGGUGGGUCAAGCUGAGCAGACGGCGCAGCAGAAACUGAAGACCUUGGCAGCACAGCGAGACGGGUUUGAAUUGCAACUGGGCCAGCUGAGGAGCUGCCAGGACUUUGUGGAGGAGAGCCGACGUACUUGCAGCCAGGGGGAGAUUCUGAGGACAAAGAGUCCUCUCGUGAAACAAGUCAACGACCUGACAGGCAGCUUCAAGCCAGAGACAUUGGCUCUUGCCGAGCAAGCCGACAUGGUGUUUGCUCACAAUCUGCCUGAACUGGUGAAGACUUGCCAGCAGUUUGGUAAGGUGUACUGUCAUCCAGUGUACCCUGAGAAGUGUCGAGCCUCAGAUAGGGAGGGAGAAGCCUACCUCAGACCUGUAGACAGCUUGAGGUGUGAACUAGUUGCUAGCGAUGGCAGCAGUCGAGUCAGGGGCACUGUGAAGAGAAGAAAUCAAAACAUCUACGACAUCAGCUACCACCCUCAGGUCGCUGGGGAACAUCAACUACACAUUCUAAUAGAAGAGCACCCAAUCUUGAACAGUCCAUUCAAAGUCACCGUUCUACCCAACUUCACUGCCCCAACCAACAUCACUGGAGACCUUAAUGCACCAUAUGGUAUAGCAGUUAGGGAGGGAGGAGAGGUUGUAGUAGCGGAACGGAGUAGUCACUGCAUAUCAAUCAUCAGUGAAAAUGGAGAAAAGAAAUCAUUUGGUACUGGUGGCUCAGGUCCUGGUCAGUUUACCGUCCUGAAGCAGUUUUCAUCCGCUGGCAAACACCUCAGAACAGUCGGUACACUGGGCAGUGGACCUCUUCAGUUCCAGUAUCCUGGAGGUAUUACAGUUCAUCCUCACACUGGCAAGGUGUAUGUUGCUGACUAUGGCAACCACAGAAUUCAGGUUCUGAACUCUGACCUCACACACUCCAGUAGUUUUGGUAGGAAGGGCUCUAACAUUGGAGAGUUCAGUUAUCCUUAUGAUGUAGCUACAGACAGCGAUGGCAAUGUGUAUGUAGCUGAUCACGACAACCACAGAAUCCAGGUCUUCACAGUCGAUGGGGUCUACUUGAGGCAGUUUGGGAAGAAGGGAGAAGGAGAGGGAGAACUAAACGAACCAGUCAGUAUCGCUGUUGACUCUGGCAAUGUAGUGUAUGUUGGUGAACUAAAGAACAAUCGUAUAACAAUAUUCUCUACUGAUGGAGAGUUUAUCAAGUCAUUUGGAAGAAAGGGAAAAAGUCCUGUGGAGUUUGAUUGUCCAUAUGGACUAGCAGUAGACAAGAAAGGAACAGCACAGCUGAGUCGUCACCUGGUGGGACUCUGGGUCACUGGGAACCCCACUGCUAAUGCCCUCCUCCACAGAGUACUGCCGCUGGGUCUAAUGCAGUACCUCAAGUCCAAUGAGAAAGUUCCGGAAGAGGCAGACCGCAUGCAUGUCAGAGACAACCUCAAGGCCGUACAGGGUAUAUUUUCAGAGAACAAGGAGAAGCUCAUCAACGGAUCCCUCACCGCACUGCUGAUGAAGGAAGGAGACCAGAAUUCCCUCCCAAAUGACAGACUAGAAGAACAGUUCCAUGCCCUCAGGAGACUAGUGGCCUCCAAGGCUGGCUACGAGGCCUUCACCUCCCUCACCAAUUUCAGGGAGAUAGUUGGGAAGAAGGUGGUUCGAGCCCUCCGCAGGAAGGACGACGGGAUCAGCCAUGCCUGUGUGGACUUCCUGUGUGCCCUCAUGCAGCCCAUGCACGACAACUACGACCUGAGACAGGAGCAGAUGAACAAGUCCUCUCUCCUCUCCAGCAAACCGUUCCUGGAGAUGGUGCUGGAACCUCUCAAGACACACGUGCAACUUGGGACGGGAGCACUGGUAGUCAGCUCCAUCCUCGAUUUCUUCACAUUUGCCGUCUGUCCUCCCUACAGUGAGACAACUGAAGCAGAGAAGUUUGACAUGGUUUUGGAGCUCAUUUCUGGUCUGUCUCCAUUAUAACAGUACAUCUCCAUUAUAAUACAUACAUACAGUACUCAUUCAUCUGUAUUGUCAAUUGU